AUGAGCAAUAGUAACUCCGGCGCCGGCGCUGGCGGCGCGACGAGCGUGGUGGAGGAGGUGGCGGGGCUGGACCGGCUGCUGACGCGGAUGGCGCUCACGGAAGACGCGAAGCUCGAGAAGGUUCUCUCAAAGCUUCUCCCACUCGCCAUCUCCCGCCUCGCCUCGCCGCACGAGGCGUCGCGGAAGAAGGUGAUGGAGAUGCUGGCGCACAUCAACAAGCGCGUGCGGGGGGCGUCCGCCAUCCACCUGCCGCUCUCCGACCUCCUCGCGCUCUACUGCUCCGCCACAGCCACCACACCCGCCCCUUCCCCCUCCUCCACCUCCACCACCACUACCUCCGCACCCCUACUCCCUGCCCCACACCCCCUCACGGCGAGCUUCGCCCUGGUAUACACAGACAUGGCGUUUCAGCGCGCCACACCAGAGGAGCAGGCGGCAGCGGUGCCAGUGCUGCUACGGGGCAUUGCCUCGCGCGCAGCAGCGCACCAGGACAUGCUGCUGCGGUGCGCGCUGCAGGGCCUGCUGCGCUAUGGGUCGCCAAGAGGGGUGGGGUCGGGGCCUGAGGAACAGCAGCUCGCUGCUACCUUCUCCUGGCUCGUCUCUUCGCCUGCUGCUGCUGGGCCGAGCACUGCAGAUGCGGGUGCGAGUGUUGCUGGUGCUGGUGCAGCGGAAUUGACUAAGGUGGCAGCGGCAGGGGCUGUGUCAGAGGGAGGAGAGGCGGCUGGGGGCAAGGCAGAAGCAGCAGACGCAGCAGGCACAGGCGGGGGGGCAGCGGGGAAGGCUGCUGCUGCCGCUGCUGCUGCGAGUGCUGCCCCUAGUCCGGACAUGGCUGUGUGGCUGGAGUUUUGCCUGCAGGUGAUGCUGCUGCCGGCCUCUCUCUCCGCUGCUGCUGCUGCUGCGGCGAAUGCAGGGGCGGCACAGGGGCAGGGGGGAGCAGCAGUGGGGCUGGCGGCAGGGGGGAGAGGAGCGGCAGUGGGGGCAGGAGGUGCGGGGGCAGAGCUGAAUGCGGCAGGGCAGCAGGGCGGACCCGCGCAGCCUCCUCUCUCUGACCACCCUGGGCUGUCCCUCGCGCAGCUGCACCGUGUGCUUGGCCCCGCGCCUUCCUCCUCGGCCGCCUCCCCUGCAACCUCGGCUUCCCCUGCUGCGCUCAACCUCAUUCCGCCUGACGCUGUGGCUCAGAGGAAGGUGGCGGUGCUGAACUUCCUGGCAGCCGUCAAGGCGCCCGCCCAUGCGUGCUACCUGCUCUGGCUCGUUGCCGCCACUGACAGCAACGAGCGGGUGAACCGGCGGGGGGAGGAGCUGAUGAAGCGGCACGGGGGGGCAGUGGACUUGGAAAGCGACAGGCUUGUAGCCGCCAUGAUGCGCCUUUACCAAGGCACCCCCGCCUCUGACCCCAAGCAGCCGCAGACAGCAGCAGCGGCAGUGCCAGCAGCGUCAGCAGCAGUGAAGCUGCGGCUGCUGGGGGCGUUUGUGCGCUCCAUUGCUGCCGCCAACGCGUUCCCAGGCACCCUGCACGUCAUUUUCGAUGCUAUCUAUGGCGUGGGGGCAUCAACGCGCAGCAAGCAGCUGGGCAUGGAGUUUGCCGUCUGGGUCUUCAAGCAUGCAAAGGAGGACCGGCUGCGGCCCUUGUCACCAGUCAUCCUCUCCUCGCUGCUCAAGCUGCUCUCGCAGUACGACGCUGCUGAGUCCCUGGACCCCCCAUCGCAGCAGCUGCAGGCAUUCACGUAUCGAGCCAUCGCUCAACUGGCAGAGCGCUGCCCCUUCCUUGUCAGGGGGGAUGCGAGCAUGUGUGAGCGCAUGUUGGUGGCACUGGAGGCAUGUGAGUCGCCAUCCCUGCGAGUGGUCAUGCAGGACGCACUACUCUCCCUCGCGUCCGCUUACAAGGGCUGUUCACCCAAGGUGUUGGAGUCCGUUGAGGGCCUGCUGCUCAAGCACUGCUCCUCUCCAGUGGAGGCGGUGCGGUACUGCACGCUGCAGUGGACCAUGCGCCUGCUCUCCCUCUCCUCUGCGCCCGCUUGCUUCCUCGCGCUGCUAGCUACAGCUGACAACAAAACCGAGAUCAAGGAGGCAGCCCAACGCUUCCUCUUCCCAGAAGCAGACACACGCACCAAAAAGCCCACCGCCGCCUCUUCCCCCUCUCCCCUCUCCACGCCCUCCCCAGCUUUCGCCUCCUCUUCCUCCUCCUCCUCCGCCUCUGCCGCCCCGCCCCCCUCUCUCUCAUCGCUGCUCGCGUUCAUAUGCAAGCAGAAGCCCAAGGCAGCUGCACCCGUGCCCCUGGAGGGGGAACAGACGCUGCUGCUACCUCCUGCUGCGUUUCUCUCCGCCAUUCGCUUCCUGCUGCUGUGCUGGCGCGAGGAGCGACGGGGAGGAGGGGCGAAGGGGGAGAGGGAGGGAGGGGCUGGGGAAGAGGGAGGAGGAAAGGGUGAGGUUGGUGGGAGCAGUGGUGGUGAGAAAGGGAAGGAGAAAGUAGAGGAGAAAGCAGAAGCGAGUGCAGAGGCGAAAGCAGAGGGGGGAGCGGAGGCGGGAUCAGUGGAGGAGCGGCUGUGUGUGUUUGUGGAGCAUGGGUUCGCACGUGAUGCCACGUGGGAGGUGCAUGCCGAGGCUGGCAGGGCGCUGCUGGAAAUAGUGGCCGCUCAUCCGCAGUUGGCUCUGCGCUUCACCGCGCGUCUUCCGUGGCUGCAGCGCUUCCUGUCGCACAACGACCCGUCAGUGCGAGCAGCCUUCGCCAAGCUCAUGGGCGUUGUGGCGCGGGGGUUGCCUGCCCCUGACGCCCACGCGCUGCUACUCAAGCUGCAGGGGGGCCUGGCAAAUGAGGGCGGGAAGGCGGGGAUCAAGGAGGAGGAGGCGCAGGGGCUGAUAGCAGCACUGGGCUACGUCACAGCCACAGCUGCCGACGCUGCAGGGCGAGCAUCAUCCGUGGAUCUGCUCCUCUCGCGCCUGCUCUCCCCCUCAUCAGCGCCCUCCACCCUGGCCCUCACCGCGCAAGCCCUGGGCCUCAUAGGCCUCACAGGCCCCCUUCCGCCCCCCUCCUCCUCCACCUCCUCCUCCUCUCUCAAGGAUGAAGCAGCACCUGAGGGUACUGCGAGUGGAGCGGUGGGAGAGGAGGGGAGUGGGGGAGAUGUGGGAAAGAGUGGUGAGGAUGGGGAGAAGGCAGCGAGUGGGGAGGAGGAGGGGCGGAAGAAGAGGAAGAGGGGGGAUGUGGUGGAGCAGCUGGCCUCGUUACUGUCACACAGGGAUGACAAGGUGGUGCAGAGUGCGGCAGGGGCGCUGGGGAUGAUGAGCUAUGGCGACCCUCAGGGCGUCGCCGAUGCUGCUCUCACGGCACUGCUCACUCUCGGCCGAUGCAAGAGUGCGGCAGGGGCGCUGGGGAUGAUGAGCUAUGGCGACCCUCAGGGUGUGGCGGAUGCUGCUCUCACUGCUCUGCUCACUCUCGAACGAGGCAACGUUGCUAGCAGCAGGCGAGGCGCUGGCGUUUGCGUGGGGUCCAGUGGACUGCCCUCAAUUUGGCCCGGCACUGCUGUUCUCCGGCCCUCACUCCUCCCUCGCCCCCAUCUCUUCUACCCUUCCCCUCACCUGCAGAACGAGGCGACGUUGCUAGCAGCAGGUGAGGCGCUGGCGUUCGUGUGGGGUCCGGUGGACUGCCCUCCCUUCCGCCCCACCCUGCUGCUCUCCGGCCCUCACUCCUCCCUCGCUCCCAUCUUCAACGACGCUGAUGACGCUGCUGCCGCCGCGCUACAGGACAAGGCGCGCCGCCCUAAGCGGGAAGUAGAUGUGCAGAUGGGUGAUGCGAGUGGUGAGGCAGGAAAGGAGGAGACGGCAGGUGGGCAGGGUGGAACAGGAGCAACAGCAGGAGCAGGAGCAGGAGAAGAGAUGGAAAGAGAGAAAGAAGGGCAGGCUGUGGCUGAUGUGGUGAUGGGGGAAGGGGGGCAGGAGACCUCAGCGGGCGAGGGGAGGAAGGAGGGAGAGGGGAGCGAGAGGGUGUGGGGAGGAGAGGCGAUGGAGGCGAGGUGGGAGAGCAUGAGGAAGGUGCUGGUGGAGGAGCUGCUGGUGAGCACCCGCAGUGAGGAGCGCUGUGCGGGGGCCGUGUGGCUCAUGUCGCUGCUCUCCUUCUGCGGCCACCACGCCUCCAUGCAACGCCUGCUGCCGCAGCUCCAGGACGCGUUCAGUGCACUGCUGGGCGACUCCAACGAGCUGACCCAGGAGAUGGCGUCCCGUGCCAUGUCUCGCAUCUACACACUGGGCGAUGCAGGCACCAAGCAGCUGCUCGUUGCUGCUCUUGUCGCUAACCUCACUGGCGCUGCCGGGCAGAAGCGCAGCGGGAAGCUACUGGGCGACACAGAGGUAUUCACAGAGGACUCAGUCGCACGCAACACCUCCUCCUCCUCCAUGCGAGCAGGGGCGGCGGGCAGCAGCAGCAGCGCGGCGAGCUCAGCAGGGCGGGCGCAGAGCAGCGUGGGCGUGAGCACGUACCGCGAGCUGUGCAGUGUGGCCACGGACAUGGGGCAGCCCGACCUCAUCUACCGCCUCAUGGACAUCGCCAACCACCAUGCGGCCCUGAACUCCAACCGAGGAGCCGCCUUCAGCUUUGCAGCAGUGGCAGCAGAAGCCGGCGCAGCGCUAGAGCCGCACCUGCCGGCACUCGUCCCGCGGCUGCUGCGCAUGAUGUACGACCCCAACCGCCCCCUCGCCCAGGCCGCAGGGCACAUCUGGCGCGCGCUGGUGCGCGACCCCAAGGCCACAGUGGACCGGCACUUCUAUGAGAUUGUGAAUGACCUGAUGGGGAAUGUCACGGGGCGGCUGUGGCGCAACAGAGAGGCUGCGUGCCUUGCGCUUGCUGACCUGCUGCCUUCGAGACGGUUUGCAGAGGUUUCCAGUCAUUUGGAGCAGGUGUGGGUGGUGUCAUUCCGUGCAUGCGACGACAUCAAGGACAGCGUGCGCGUGGCAGGAGAAAAGCUGUGCCGCGCCGCCACAUCGCUCACCGUGCGCCUGUGCGACCCCACGCUCACUCCACGCGCCGACGCACACGCAGCGUGCAGCGUGGUGCUGCCCGUGCUGCUGGCGCAGGGCAUGACCUCGUCCGUGGGCUCUGUGCGCCACCUCGCCCUCUCCACCACUGCCAAGCUCGCCAAGGGAGCGGGAGCAUCGGUGCAGCCGCAUCUGGCAGCGCUGGUGCCGGCCAUGCUGGAAGCGCUCUCAGGCCUGGAGGACCAGAACCUCAAUUACGCUGAGCAACACGCGGAGAGGGUGGGCAUCAGCAGUGAGAAGCUGGAGGCGGCACGGCUGGCCAUGUCACGAGACACGCCCAUGUGGCACACACUCGAUGCGUGCCUGCAACAGGUGGACGAGUCCUGUCUGCCUGACCUCCUACCUACACUCAAGUCCCUCACGCGCUCCUCUGUGGGCCUCAACACCAGAGUGGGUGUGGCUCGCUUCAUCUCGCUCCUCAUCCCGCGCGCCGGCCCCACAGCCAUGCGCCCGCACGCCCCCGCCUUCCUCAAGACCCUCACCCUCGCUCUCUUCUCCGAACGCACCUCCGCGGGCCGAAGAGCCUUCUCAGCAGCAGCAGCCGACAUGGCCAAAUGCGCAGGGGGUGCUGCAGUGGAGAAAACAGUGGGGGAGACGUGUGGGAAGUACCUGGGGGAGGAGGCAGCAGGGCAAAAGGACGUGCGGCUGUGCUGUGCGCUUCUGAUGCGGGAUGUGGGGAAGGCGUGUCCGGACGAUAUGCCACCGUGCCACCACGUGUUGCUGCCCACGCUGCUCCUUGGACGGCACGAUGAGGACGAGGCAGUGCGGGCGGUGUGGGAGGAGGCGUGGGACAACGUGGGAGUGGCGGCGUCGGCAGCAGUGAGGGAACACGCAGGGGACAUUGCUCCCACGCUCACCGCUGCCGCCUCUUCCUCCUCCUGGACCCGCCGCUGCCAGGCAGCAGCAGCCAUGCAGGCAGUGGUGAAGGCCAUGGGCACAGACACCCCCCACACCGUCCUGCUGCAGUUCCUCUCCGCCCUGCUGCCACAGCUGCCAGGCCGCUUGUGGGAGGGCAAGGAGCAGCUGCUGCCAGCCAUUGCGGCCAUCUGCACUGCAUGCCCCUCCGCUCUGCUCUCACUCUCACUACAACCCUCUUUUCCUCACCGUUUCUCGUAUUCCAUCCUCCCGCCCUUCCCCCCAUCUCCCUCCACACACCCCCCCCAAUUUCAAGCAGCAGAGCCAACAGCAGAAGCGCGGGCAACAACAGCAGAGCAGCAGGAGGCGCUGCUAGCAUGCGUCUCUGCAGCUCUCCCCUCCGCAACACCCACCUCCCUGCCGCUAUACACAGCACCCCUGCAAUCAGCCCUCUGCGCCCUGCUCUCCUCCAAUCCCGUCUGGACAGUCAAGCUAGCAGCACUCAAUACGAGCGCCACGUUCCUAACUGCUCUUCUUAAGUUACCCUCGGACGCACAUGUGCAGGCUGCUGUGCACAACACGGUGGCCCCCUUCCUCCCCAGCUUCAUCGAUGCUCUAUCUGACACCAAGCGCUCCCAGACCCGUCAAGCAGCCGUGGAGGCAGUGCAGGCAGCCACAGUGUGCCUGCAGCACCACAGCGCCCUUGAGGCUGCGGACCGGGAUUCCUUCACUGCUGCUCUGCGCGAUGCUGUGAAGGUGGAGAAGAGUGAGGCUGUCAAGAUGGCUGCUGAGAAAUGCCUGGAGUUGUUGGGCGGCAUGGUGGAAUGA
Messenger RNA from Closterium sp. Naga37s-1, 6708 nucleotides. NCBI's taxonomy places the organism in Eukaryota, Viridiplantae, Streptophyta, Zygnematophyceae, Desmidiales, Closteriaceae. The record is from the annotation of a GenBank genome assembly.